This is a messenger RNA of Rosa rugosa (rugosa rose), 969 nucleotides long. RefSeq lists its product as uncharacterized. Lineage: Eukaryota; Viridiplantae; Streptophyta; Magnoliopsida; Rosales; Rosaceae. Bases 1 to 969 code for a protein of 322 amino acids. The record is from RefSeq and is a predicted model, not a curated record. The transcript has a single exon.
AUGUCACCUCCUCCUGGUCUUCGGCGACAGGGGGAGAAUUAUGUUUGUCGCCUCAACAAGUCCUUGUAUGGUUUGAAACAGGCAUCACGGCAAUGGUUUACUAAAUUUACUGAGGCUAUACUUUCUGCUGGAUUCACUCAAUCAAAGGCCGACUAUUCUCUCUUUAUUCAGAAGGUUGGUAAUUCCCUUACAGUAAUGUUGAUUUAUGUUGAUGAUAUUCUCAUCACUGGAAAUAAUCUGGAUUCUAUUAAGGCUCUUAAACAGUUUUCGCAUACCCGCUUUAGAAUUAAAGACUUGGGUGAUCUUAAGUAUUUCCUUGGGAUUGAAAUUGCUCGUUCAGGAAAAGGUAUAUAUUUAUCCCAAAGGAAGUAUGCGUUGGAAAUUAUCAAGGAUACCGGUUUUUUGGGUGCUAAACCCGUUGAGUUUCCAAUGGAAGAAACAAAAUUGUCAAAUAAGGGAGAAUUGCUUAAGGAUCCGGCAGCAUAUAGGCGUUUGGUUGGCCGCCUCAUAUAUCUCACCAUCACCAGACCUGACAUUACCUAUUCAGUUCAUGUUUUAAGCAGAUUUAUGCAUGAGCCACGUCUACAUCAUAUGGCUGCAGCACUUCGGGUUGUUAGGUAUUUAAAGUCAUGUCCCGGUCAAGGUCUUCUUUUGCAUGCUGGAAACGAUUUAAGUUUGAGAGCUUUUUGUGAUUCUGAUUGGGCGGGUUGUCCUAUUACUCGCCGUUCUACCACUGGUUAUUGCGUGUUCUUGGGAAAAUCUCUUAUUUCAUGGCGCACCAAAAGGCAGAAAACAGUUUCUUUAUCAAGUGCUGAAGCUGAAUACAGAGCCAUGGCAGGUACAUGUUGUGAACUUACUUGGUUGCAAAACUUGUUUGCUGAUUUGCACAUACCUAUUGCCAAACCUGCCAUGUUAUAUUGUGAUAAUCAAGCAGCUUUACACAUUGCUGCAAAUCCAGUUUUUCAUUAA